Messenger RNA from Onychostoma macrolepis, 2746 nucleotides. It is a transcript of the gene chrne, whose product is annotated as cholinergic receptor, nicotinic, epsilon. Gene Ontology annotation, biological process: signal transduction; regulation of membrane potential; nervous system process. The record is from RefSeq and is a predicted model, not a curated record. The coding region runs from base 179 to 1738 and encodes 519 amino acids. Gene Ontology annotation, cellular component: neuron projection; synapse; postsynaptic membrane. Gene Ontology annotation, molecular function: transmembrane signaling receptor activity; acetylcholine-gated monoatomic cation-selective channel activity. NCBI's taxonomy places the organism in Eukaryota, Metazoa, Chordata, Actinopteri, Cypriniformes, Cyprinidae. The transcript is spliced from 12 exons.
CGUAUUAGAGGCAUAAUGAUAUUAGCGAUUAGUGAAUGUGACUUUAAGAGCGCGCUGUAACUCGAGCCUCGUGCAGUGACAGCUGUAGCAGUGAGGGGAAGAGAUAGCUCGGUUACUGACCACUCGAAAAUAACGUGUCUGUCUCUUUACCAACUUUUAAGACGGUCUUUUGGCGACCAUGGCCAUGGCCGACCUGUUCGGCAGGACGUGUAUAGUUGCGUUUGCGCUCAUGGCCACUGUAUUACAAGUCAGUGCAAAUGAGGAGACCCAGUUAAUCGCUGAUAAGUUUAAGAACUACAAUAAAAAUAUUCGACCAGCAAGAAACCCUGAUGAAAAAGUCAAGGUUCAGGUCAAGUUAACUCUCACCAACCUCAUCUCCUUGAAUGAAAAAGAGGAGACUUUAACUACAAAUGUUUGGAUUGAGAUUCAAUGGCAUGAUUACCGUCUUACAUGGAAUACAUCUGAAUAUCACGGCAUUGAUCUGAUCCGUGUGCCAUACAACACUGUGUGGUUACCUGAUAUAGUUUUGGAAAACAACAUUGAUGGCAAGUUUGAUGUGGCAUAUUACGCUAAUGUGCUGAUUUGGAGUGAUGGCUCCAUGUACUGGCUUCCCCCUGCCAUCUACCGCAGUACCUGUGCUAUUGAGAUCACCUACUUCCCUUUCGACUGGCAAAACUGCACACUAGUCUUCAGGUCUCAGACAUACAGUGCAAAUGAAAUUGAUAUGGUAUUGGCAGAAGAUGCAGAUACAGGAAAGCCUAUUGAGUGGGUGGACAUUGACCCUGAGGCCUUCACAGAGAACGGGGAGUGGGCGAUCAAGCAUCGGCCUGCUCGUAAGCUGACAAACUCACGCUACUCUCCUGAUGAUCUGGAGUACCAAGAGGUGUAUUACAACCUCAUCAUCCAGAGGAAACCACUCUUCUACAUAAUCAACAUCAUCCUUCCCUGCUCUCUCAUCUCCUCUCUGGUCGUUCUGGCCUUUUUUCUACCUGCAAAAGCUGGAGGGCAGAAGUUGACUGUGUCCAUUUCUGUACUGUUGGCUCAGACUGUGUUUCUCUUCCUGAUUGCUCAGAAGAUUCCAGAAACAUCACUUUCUGUGCCUCUAAUUGGCAAGUAUUUAAUCUUCGUCAUGUGUAUGACCACACUGAUCGUGACCAACUGCAUCAUUGUCCUCAACUUCUCCCUCCGUAGUCCUAGUACACACAACAUGUCACACACCAUCAGACAUAUUUUCCUUGAGGUGGUCCCUCGUUUCCUUGGCAUGGCCUCAUUUCUGGAUGAGGAGGAGCCGGGAAGUGGGACAUAUGAAAUGAGGGAGAGGCGGCGCAGUUCGUUUGGGCUGAUGCAGAGGGCUGAAGAAUAUGUUUUGAAACAGCCACGCAGUGAGAUGAUGUUUGAUAAACAGAGAGAGAGACAUGGACUCAUGCGCUCAAUUGUGGAUGAAAUUGAUGUGAGCAGUACGGCAAACCUCUACAAGAGUCUGGCAAAGACAGCACCAGAAAUAAAAGAGUGUGUGGAUGCCUGUAACUUCAUUGCUGAAUCCACUAAGCAGCAAAAUGACAUUGGAUCUGAGAUGGAGAGUUGGGUGCUGAUUGGUAAGAUGAUUGACAAGGUUUGUUUCUGGGCAGCCAUCUUGCUAUUCUCUGUUGGCACAGUGGCCAUCUUCCUUAUGGGUCACUUCAACCAGGCACCUGAGUACCCAUUUCCUUGGGAGAACAAAAAGUACACACCUGAGUAGAGAAGAAGACUCUGUCCAAAAGAAAGAAGGAACUAGGAACUGCUCCUGGCCUCUUAUGUGAUACAUAAAAUAAAUAUAUAGCUGGAGUUAGAGUACAACAAGCUGCACAUGAUUUGAUCAGGAUUGUAUGACUUGUUGCAUGAUCUUGUCUUAUAUUUGAUAUUAGGAUCUAUGGGUGUCCAUGCAUGCAUUAAUAUAACAUUUUGUACGCUGAUCAUGCUUAGAUUUUUUACACUAGGGGGAUUUUUACACAAAUGUACAUUUUGCAUGUAUUUGUGCAAACAAUAUUAGUUACAUUUACAUUUAUGCAUUUGGCAGACGCUUUUAUCCAAAGCGACUUACAUUGCAUUCAAGUUACAGUUUUUUUUUUACAUUUUAUCAGCUCUUGCUUUCCCUGGGAAUCAAACCCAUGAUCUUGGCAUUGCUAGUGCCAUGCUCUACUAUUUGAGCUACAGGAAAUCUAGUUAGUGAAUUAACUAGCUUAAUUCAUUAAUUAGUGAAAUAAUAAGAAAUAAAUAAACUAAUGAUUUCAGAUUAUUUCUUACCAUGUAGUUAAGAAAGUUCAUUGUGGCUGCAUUUUGUAACGCCCUAAACCAGUUUAUCAUCUGUAAACAGUAUGCGUUACUGUUAACAGUGUUACACCAGCAACUUUUUAUACAGUGAUUGCACUGUAGUAUUUAAUAUUAGUAUUAUAGAGAUGCAUGUUCAUUUUUGUUUGUUAUAUCUUAUGUAUCUCUUUGUCAUAAAAUGUUAUUUUAAUUUUACUUCUGCAAUUUUGCAUUUAGUUUAUUAUUUAAUAUAAACUCUUUAUAUAUACAAAAAAAAAAGUGGCCUCCUUGCAGUGAAUAAAUAGAUUCUUAAUUCACACUGUCUUAAAAUAUACAGUGUAAACGCACAAGAAACAAGAUUGAUGUCUGCUUGUAAGAACAUUUUAAAAUCCGUAUUAAGCACUGUGCUUUUGUGAUUUUUCUGUGCACCAAAGAUGGAGAAUAAAAUAACUGGCAUACU